Peromyscus leucopus (white-footed mouse) is the source of this 813-nucleotide messenger RNA. Its product is annotated as keratin-associated protein 10-4-like. Gene Ontology annotation, cellular component: keratin filament. The coding region runs from base 49 to 549 and encodes 166 amino acids. The record is from RefSeq and is a predicted model, not a curated record. The transcript has a single exon. Lineage: Eukaryota; Metazoa; Chordata; Mammalia; Rodentia; Cricetidae.
CACUCACACAGUCACUCAACACACUCCCAGCUCCCAGCCAACCCCGCCAUGGCCGCCUCCACCAUGUCUGUCUGCUCCGACGCCUGCACCAACUCCUCCUGGCAGGUGGACGACUGCCCAGAGAGCUGCUGUGAGCCUACCUGCUGUGCCCCCAGCUGCUGCCAGCCCAGCUGCUGCCAGCCCAGCUGCUGCCAGCCCAGCUGCUGCCAGCCCAGCUGCUGCCAGUCCAGCUGCUGUGCCCCAGCCCCCUGCAUUACUCUUGUCUGUACCCCAGUGAGCUGUGUGUCCAGCCCCUGCUGCCAAUCUGCCUGCAGCAGCUGCUGCACACCCUCGUGCUGCCAGCAGUCUAGCUGCCAGCCAGCUUGCUGCACUUCCUCCCCUUGCCAACCGUCCUGCUGUGUGCCCGUCUGCUGCACACCUGUCUGCUGCAAGCCAGUCUGCUGUGUCUCCAUCUGCUCUCCCUGCCAGCCAUCCUGCUGUGUGCCAGUCUGCUGCAAGCCAGUCUGCUGUGAGCCAGUCUGCUGUGGGGCUUCCCCCUCAUGCUGCUGACUGUCUAGCUGUGAGCCUGAUUGCCACCUGUCUGCCCCGACCCAUAGUCCUGUUGGGUGUUCUGGGCCCACCCGUCCUUACCCUUCCUCCACCAGUCCAGCCAGGUCUGGAGCCUAAGUGUCCCCCAGCUACUCUCCUGCCUCAGCUCCUGGAAGUGCUGGCUGCUCCACCUCACCCACUCCCAAUCUGGCUGGCUUGAUCCUGCUAUGUGCUGUGUUACUCUUGGCCUCUGAGCACCAAUAAAACCUCUUCUGUCCCAUUCCA